AUUACCUAGCAGCUAUCGCCUGAAAUAGUAAAUUUGUUUUGAAACGCGAUGCCGAACGUCUUCACAAUUUUUCCAUUAAAACAUGUAUAAAUUGACUCAAGGCCCAAGCAAGUUCAAUGUUUCGAAGAGAAGGGGAUUACAGCAACCAGUAGAUGAAGGAGAAAAUGGCCGUAACAUGAUCAACCCACAGACUUCACCUAGACCUUCCUUUAGUAGUGCUGUUAUAUCAGGCCGUAAAAAGGAUCACCACUCAAAACUACCAGGGCUUUCUGUCGACCACUUUGGACGAGACCACUAUGAACUAGUCAAGAUGUUGAAUACAGAAUGGGAAAUGACACAAAAGGAACUCAAUGACUGUAGACAGGGAAGAAAAGGAACGUGUGUAGAGGAAUUUGUAGAUAAAGAAGAAAAUCCAUCUCUUAGAUAUUUCAAGCCCUUUGACUGGGACAGCCUAUGCCUAACGAGACUAAUGCCUGUCAUGGAUGGAGAGACAUAACGAUGACCUUCAUCCUCCCGUCCCUGUACUAUGUCCAUCUCCUAGCACCUUCACCUGAAAGACAGAAAGGCAUUAGAAAAAUCUGUACAAAGUCUAUUACAUUAAUGCCUUUCUGCCUCUCAACGGACAUUAUGUAUUACGAAGCAAGUACACUGGUGAUAUACUGAUGAAUUUAGCCCUUUGAAGCGCAUUGGUCAGCCUCAGAUUUUACUCCGACUCAGGGUCUAAAUGAUGCCUUUUUAUGAGUGGGAUGGGUGUGAUGUAUGGAGUAGCAAUCAGAA
This is a messenger RNA of Strongylocentrotus purpuratus (purple sea urchin), 777 nucleotides long. RefSeq names its product mapk-regulated corepressor-interacting protein 1-like. NCBI's taxonomy places the organism in Eukaryota, Metazoa, Echinodermata, Echinoidea, Camarodonta, Strongylocentrotidae. The transcript is spliced from 6 exons. Bases 83 to 496 code for a protein of 137 amino acids. The record is from RefSeq and is a predicted model, not a curated record.